Molecule: messenger RNA, 4495 nt
Organism: Beta vulgaris subsp. vulgaris (sugar beet)
Lineage: Eukaryota; Viridiplantae; Streptophyta; Magnoliopsida; Caryophyllales; Amaranthaceae
Product: protein tesmin/TSO1-like CXC 2
Exons: 11
Coding region: 1638-3887 (749 amino acids)
Molecular function (GO): DNA-binding transcription factor activity
Source: RefSeq, a predicted model, not a curated record
UUCACUCUAUUUCUAUGCUAUGCUCUUUUGCUUUUUACCCUAAUCAUUUCGGUUGAAUUGUGGGAAAAUUUGUUGAGUUUUAAGUUAGUUUUAAGUAAUCAGACGCUCGAUCUUUUAGUUUCAUGACAUUUAAUCACUACCCAUUUCAUGUAAUUUCUGUUUUCAUCUGUUAAUCUACUUGAGUUUUCCAGUUAAUUGGGGUAAUUACUUGUUUGUGUUGAAAAUAUUUGGAUGAGAUUGUGGGUUUUGUUACGAUUGUGGAUAGGAUAUGAAUGGGGAAUUUUCAUGUGAGUUUUGAGGUUGUUUCUUAUUGGUUGGAAAUAUAGCAGAUUGAUUUCUCAACUUUAUCAUUUUGAUGUUUUACACAAUUGGACUAUGAUUUUUGAUGAGAUUUAUUAGUGUGUAUGGUUAUUGAUUCUUCGUGGCGGAAGUGGUGGGAUUAUGUUUUUAGUAUACUGCUCACUGUGGUGGGUUUGAUGUCUUGAGAACUCUGAUAGGACAGGUUUCCUGCACCCGUUAGUCCAUCCUUCACAUGGAAAAGAACGGGGGUUAUUCGCUUUCAUGAGCCUGGAUGCAUUAUUGACCGUAGCUAGGAAAUUAGCAUGCAUUGCUCUUGUUUAGGUAUGCAGAUUUGUAACAAUGGUGCUGAGGUUAUACCUUUACUUACAUUGGGUUAGAAGUUGUGUUUUGGUCCUUUUGGAUAGGGUUUGUGCACUUUGCUUUGAGUUAUGGUUGGUGUGUCCUUAACUGGAGUCUGAACCGAUGAAUUAGAAGGAACCAAUUUGCUUCCAUUGUCACUUCUUGCCUACCAUCAAUGAAUUAGUUUAGCUAUAGAGCAAUCAAGAGCCAAUUCCCCCACAUUGAAGUAUUAUUUUGACUUGAUUUUUCUAUUUGGUUCAUUUUAAUUUCUAGCUCACUACACCGAGAUCAGUGGGAGUUAUUUGAUACCUAGGAUGCUCAUGAGCUAUUUAUUUAUGAAGAUAGAUUUUUUUAACCUACAGUUAUGAUUAGUUUAAGAGAAUCAAUUUGCUCCUAUCAACAAAUCAGUUUAGCUGUAAAGGAAAAUCAAGAGCCAAUUCCUCCACAUUGAAGUAGUAUUAUUUCGACUUGAUUUUCCUUUUUGAUUCAUUUUAUUUUCUUGUUUACUACACCAAGAUCAGUGGGAGUCAUUUGAUACAUAGGAUGCUCGUGAGCUUGUAUAUCUGAUUUAUAUACCUACAACUAUGUGGCUGUCCCUUUGGAAUAUGAAAGUGCAAGGUUGUGAAAAAUCUAGGUUAAAUCAAAAUCCUCUUAGUCAUUCUAGAAGAUAGAAGAGCCCAAUCACCCACAUUGAAGUUUGAUCCUUGACUUAUAUUGGGUUCAUUGUAAGCACAAACAUCAAUGGAAGGCAUCUGAGAUUUAAGGACUCACCUGUAUUCAAUUACAUAAGCAAUCUGUCUCCCAUACAGCCUGUCAAGGCUGGGCCUGUUUCUCAAGGAUUCCCUGAGCUAGCUUCACCUCCACUUGUAUUUACAUCACCACGCAUAACUUCACUGCAUAGCUUCGGUAACAGGAAGAUACGAUCAUCUGGUUCUAAUUCAGAAUUUUCUCAAGACCAUGACAAUUGUCAGAGAAACGAGAGGGACCUGGGUCAUUCAAUGAAAGUAGUUCCUGAAUUUCGUAGUCCACUGGUUCCUAGUGAUCAAAAGACCUGUAAUACCGAAAAGUUAGUAUCAGUUGCGCAUUGUAGUCCGUCUGGUUGCUUUGAUGAUUACUUAGGCGAUCCAGGACAAUCUGCAAAUUUUACACAUAAAAUGCAAUCUGACAAUGCUCCUCCAUCUGCUAAAGGUGGUUGUUUGAAGAAAAUAGGUGUUGUUGAUGGCAGAGAUAUGGGUCCGUUUUGUUCUGCAUCGCAAAAGGGUAGAGAUAGUGCACAACCAAGGUCAAGAAUCAGUGUUAAGCUGGUUAAGAAUGAAUCACGGCAUAUGACAUCAUUGUCUGAAUGUUCAGGUGCCUUACCGAGGUUGUUAACAGAUCAUAUAAGUCAAAGUGGAGAUUCUUUCAGUGAGGCCAGUCAGCUUGAACGUGGUACUCUCAGGCGUUGCCUUUUUGAUGAGAGUCAAAGGAAAAAUUCUGCUGACCAAUUUGGUUUCUCGAAUCCCAUCGUUAAUGCCCAGAUUCAAGAAUCUGCUAACAUGUCCUAUGGAAAAUCAGGGAAUAGGCAUAUGAUCAACCUCUCCAAACCUGCAAUUGACGCGUCUGUGUCUCCUGGGAACUAUCCUGUUGUCAUUUCCAAGUCUUUAGGUAUAGGGCUGCAUUUGAACAGUGUAGUUUACUCCGGAUCAACAGAUAGUGCAAUUGGUAGUCAACAAUCGUCUAUGGUGAGUGUGGAAGGUAAUAGCUCACCACAGAUCACAAACAACCAAUCCGAUGGAAAGAUUAAUGCCUCCAAUAUAGUUGGGAUAAGUUCAGCAAGCCGUGAAGAGAUAGAUCAACAUCAGGCCCACUUAGUACCUGCUUAUGACACCACCAUAGCUCCAGAUUUAGAUGAACAAUUUAACACUGCCAUUGACGCUAAACUAGAUCCUUGUUCUACAAUUACAAAUGACAAGAGAAAAUCAAGUCCAGACCUCGAUGAAAAUGACUCUAGCCUCGGAAGCCCAAAGAAGACCAGGAAAAAGGCCUCAACCUCUACUGACGAUGACACCACCAAGCGAUGUAAUUGCAAAAAGACUAAAUGUUUAAAACUUUAUUGUGAUUGUUUUGCUGCGGGAUUUUACUGUGGUGAAUCUUGUGCUUGCCAAGGGUGCUUCAAUAGACCAGAAUAUGAAGAUACAGUUCUAGAGACAAGACAGCAAAUUGAGUCCAGAAAUCCGCUCGCAUUUGCUCCAAAAGUUAUGCAGACAGUCACAGCUUCUCCUACCACCGGCAAGGUUGUCGAGAAGUUGUCAACUCCAUCCUCAGCAAGGCAUAAAAGAGGAUGCAAUUGCAAAAAAUCCAUGUGUCUCAAAAAAUAUUGCGAGUGCUAUCAGGCUAAUGUUGGAUGCUCCGAGGGAUGUCGUUGUGAAGGAUGUAAAAAUAUAUAUGGUGUAAGAGAAGAUUAUAGUAUUGCCAGAGAAAUUAUGCUUAAGAGAGCGUCUGUUGAAAUGUCAGAAGGGACAAUAACAGUCAAUGGUAAUGUUGUCAGCAGUCGGGUGCACAGCUCCCCCAGCAUGACACCUAUUACACCAGCACUUCAGUGCUCAGACCAAAGAAAAACUGCUCCCAAAUCUCGGCCACCCUUCAGGAGAUUUUUGCGGUCUCCAGAUCUUCGUCAUGAUGUGUUAACAACUGAAGAUAACUUGGCUUCUCCGAGAAAUUUACAGAACCAAAGUGUGCUAUUAGAAACAAGUAAAUGUCUUGAUGAAGGUGCUCUAAAUAUGGAAAAAGGUUCCGAGUAUACCGAAGACAGAUCAGUAUCGGCAGGUGAUGAGUCCAUAUAUGCAGCCUGUUCCUCUCAAUCAUCAAAUACCGAUGCAAAACAUAGAAACUUGAGAAAUAUUUCACAGCCUGAAUCUUUUGCUCAAAGUGAUCCUCCGCCACCAAGUAGUUCCCUUCGAUGGCGAAGUUCACCCAUUACUCCAAUUACACAUUUGGUCACUUCUGAACUCAAUGAUCUUGGUACAGGCAGCAAGCACUGUGACAUGUUUGAAGAUGAUACCCCUGAGAUAUUGAAGCACUCAUCUACUCCUGUUAAGUCUGUGAAAAUUAGCUCCCCAAAUAAGAAGCGCGUCUCUCCCCCACAUAAUUACAUGAAUUCUUCAGAAUCCUUGAAAAGUAGCCGCAAAUUUGUACUGCGGGCUGUGCCUUCAUUUCCACCGCUUACACCGUACUCCGGAAACAGCAGCAACGACAACAGAGGACAAUAGUCGAAUUAGACAUCCGAUCAUGCUGUGAACAUAAGUUUGCGAUUCUCUAGGUAUCAUAUGGCUUUGAGUAUAUCAGCUAGCAGAAGCAAUAUAUAUUAGGUUUCUGACUGAGGCGGCUUGUUCUAUGUCUGUGUCUACGUCCAAGACUCAGAAUAUACAAGUGAAUACAAAGGUUUGUCACUUGAAUUCUGGAUAUGGGAAGCAGUUUGUAUUUGAUAUCUACUGUCUGGCUGUUGACAAGCUCCAUCAAGAUAUUAGAAACUCCAACAGCUUGCUUUUCCAGGCAGUCUACAUCGAAACACGACAUAAUCUGAACGGUAAUCUGCUUAUAUUUGAGUUUAGGGGUGACAAAACGAAUACUCCACAUCCGAUGAUCCACAGAGUCAGCUGUUUUAUGUCUUUCAAGAUUGUCGGUACCUUACUUCCAGUUUUUCCUCCUUUCGUCGCUCUAAUUGAACAUUAUUAUUUCCCCUCUAAUUGAAAAUUUUAGGGGUCAAAAGAAAGCAAGUAAAUAAUUUUGACUUUGUACCCAAAUUGAUAAAUUUUCACAGGCUUUUCAGUCCUAGUUCAGCAUAAUUUUAUUUAUAAGAAUGGCAUAUCUUGCAGUA